Molecule: messenger RNA, 702 nt
Organism: Haliotis rubra (blacklip abalone)
Lineage: Eukaryota; Metazoa; Mollusca; Gastropoda; Lepetellida; Haliotidae
Product: monocarboxylate transporter 14-like
Exons: 6
Coding region: 1-702 (233 amino acids)
Source: RefSeq, a predicted model, not a curated record
AUGAGUAAAGGUAAAGAGGGUGACCACAACGGGAAGGUUGGGAACUCAGAAACACAUCAUCCAGAUGAGGAUAACAACUUACUGCCUAUAGACAGAGGAUGGGCUUGGGCGAUACUGGGAGGAUGUUUCCUGAAUGCUAUGCUAAUGGGUGGAUACAACCGAUCCAUGGCACUGUUCUUUGUGGAAUACCUUGAGAUGUUUGGUGCAUCUACAACAAAGACAACCCUAAUCCUUGGGAUGGUGUUCUCGAAAGGCUCCCAGAUGGACGGGCAGUGCACAAUGAUAGCGUUUGCCAAACUCCAAGGAAUGGGGAAUUCAAUGAUACAUGCACCAGCUUUAGUGCUGAUUGGAAAAUACUUCAAGAAAAGACGAGGCCUGGCUACAACAGCUGCAAGAGUGGCAUCACAGUUUAUAAUGUUCUACACCACAUAUCCUCUUCUUGUAGCCUACUGUGUAGUGGUUGGCGUCUUCGGAUGUGCCUUCCCGUGCCUUCUUCCAUUAGUAAUAGUGGAUUUCAUGGGGGUCGACUGUGCAUUACGUGAUUUGACCGGAUCCUAUCUACCCUGUUUCCAGUACCUUGGUGCGACAUCUUUGCUUGCCGCAGCACAGUUGCUAUGCGAGCCUCUUGUACGACAUUAUACAGCGAAAACCACGGAAGGAUCACCAUCAAAAGAUGAAGAAUGUCUGGAACCACUGAAAUAG